Sphaerodactylus townsendi is the source of this 2495-nucleotide messenger RNA. Its product is annotated as zinc finger protein 420-like. NCBI's taxonomy places the organism in Eukaryota, Metazoa, Chordata, Lepidosauria, Squamata, Sphaerodactylidae. The record is from RefSeq and is a predicted model, not a curated record. Bases 387 to 2495 code for a protein of 702 amino acids. Gene Ontology annotation, molecular function: RNA polymerase II cis-regulatory region sequence-specific DNA binding; DNA-binding transcription factor activity, RNA polymerase II-specific. Gene Ontology annotation, biological process: regulation of transcription by RNA polymerase II. The transcript has 10 exons.
UCAGGCCAGGGGAGAACUGGCUAAUUUUCGCUUGGGGAGGAUGUGGGCCUGUUGGAGGGCUAGUCCGACGGCGUGAGGGUCUGAGAGGGCGUCGGUCGAGGAGGGCUUCUCUCUCGUAAGUGAGGUAGAAUUGCGCGUUGAGUGUGUGUUCGGGCCUUUUCGCUGUGUGGAAGAGUUUGUGGCUGAGGCUAUUGUGCGAUGCAAGUAAUAUGGUGCCGGAGCCUAUGAAAGCCAGGUUGAGAAGGAGGCUACUGUAACUGCACAGUUGUUGGAAGAGAAAAAGGUGGCACAUGCAUGAAGCAGAAUCAUACGUACACCUUUUUUCAUAGCCAACGGAGAAAGGCAUCUUUUCAGAGUCGAAGGUGACUGAGUGGACAAAGAAGGAGAUGGAACAACAGGACCCAGAAAGAGUGGGACAUGGCAAGAGAUCAAGGAAAGGCCCCCGUCCCAUCCAAGCUGGGAGUGGUGUUGAAUUCCGGGAGAGAGCUGUGCCGGAGAUCUGGAAUCAAGAGCCCCUGAACGUGGAAGUACUUUGCCGACGCUUCCGGCUGUUUGGUUACCAUGAUGCUGAUGUGCCUCGAGAAGUUUGCAGCCAUCUGCAUGGACUUUGCAACCAGUGGCUGAAGCCAGAGAGGCACUCCAAGAAGCAGAUCCUGGACCUGGUGAUCCUGGAGCAGUUCCUGACCAUCCUGCCCCCAGAAAUGCAGCGCUGGGUUAGAGGGUGCAAUCCGGAGACCAGUUCCCAAGCGGUGGCCCUGGCAGAGGGCUUCCUCCUGAGUCAAGCCGAGGAGAAGAGGCAUGCAGAACAGAGGUGGGAUUCCCCCGUGAAGAUCAAAACUACGUUCUCUGAGAGGGAAAGAGCUCCGUUGGAGGAAGGGCAGCAUGACCAGGAACUUGUCCAAUAUGCUGUCUUACACGGCAGUGAAGAGACAACACUGAUCCCUUCUGCUUGUGGAGGUGUGAAAACAGCUGCUGCACCUUCAGUCCAGUCUCUGGUUUCCUUUGGGGAGGUGGCCGUGUAUUUCAGAGAGGCAGAAUGGACAUUGCUGGAUCCAGACCAAAGAGCUCUCUACGAGGGCGUGAUGCUGGAGAACUACGAGAGCGUGGCCUCUCUGGCAGCACAAGUAGAAAAGAUAGUUGGAGGAUUUGAGGGAUUCUCUAUGGGAAAAGCCAAGGAUCAAGAUUGCAAAGGAAACUUUGAGGACGGAGACAGACCAGAGAGUAAAGAGGGAAGCCAUGCAGUACAGAGGAGAGACAAGCCCAUUCUGUACAAAGGAAGAGGAUUUUGUGAAGUCCCAGUCCAAGAAGUGAGAUCAACCCCAACAAAAAAGAAGGAAGGCAUCCAUGCUAACCAGAGAAACCUCUCCAGGAAAAAUGAAAAAGUGACCUUCAGAAAGACCUUCAGUAAGAACAUCAGUCUUAUUUCCGAGAGACAAAUUCCCUCUGGAGAGAAACUGUACAAUUGCAUGAAGUACGUGAAGACCUUCAGUCAGAAAUCAGCCCUUUCUUCACAUCUAAGAAUUCACUCAGCAAGAGAUGAGCAGUUGACUGAGGACCAUGAGCAAGUGCAUGAGCUAUUGCCAGAGAAAGUGAAGAAUGGAGAUUUGAAAGGAAACGUCAGGAAUCAAAGCAAACCAGAAAAACAGACAGAACGUCACAUGGCUGAGAAGAGGGAUGAAUCCAUUUCCGGCCAAGGACAGGAUUGCCAUGAAGUAAUCCACACACUAGAGGAAACAUAUAAGUGCUUGGAAUGUAGAAUGAACUUCUCAGAUCACAGUCAGUAUGCAAUCCAUUUGCAAAUACACAGUGGAAAGAAGAUCCAUCAAUGUUUGGAGUGUGGCAUGACUUUCCUUCGCAGAGCAAAGCUCCGGAGGCAUCAGGGAACACAUCAAGGAGAGAAACCUUCUAGUUCCUCAGACUGUGGCAAGAGCAUUUCACAAAAGUCAGAUUUUUUUCAACACCAAAGGACUCAUUCAGGAAAGAAGCAAAGAGAUUCAGUCAUAGUAGCACUCUUCAACAGCACCAAAGAACUCACACAAUCGAGAAACCUUUUCAAUGCUCAGAGUGUGGAAAGAGAUUCAGUCAAAGUGGCACUCUUCAAUGGCAUGAAAGUGAAGAAUGGAGAUUUGAAAGGAAACUUCAGGAAUCAAAGCAAACUGGAAAGGGAGAAAGGAAGUCACAUAGCUGAGAAGAGAGAUGAAUCCAUUUUCAGCCAAAGUCAGGAUUGCCAUGAAGUAAUCCACACAAAUGAGAGACCUUUUGAAUGCUCACAGUGUGGAAAGAGAUUCAGUCAAAGUGGCACUCUUCAACAGCAUCAAAGAACUCAUACAAAUGAGAAACCUUUUCAGUGCUCAGAGUGCAUGCAGCCUGCUAUCUCAUCUUACGUAACUCAAUACAGCUUGUUCUCCCUGAACAAUUUGGAAGCAGACAGCCUGUCAGGAAAUACUGCGUUCGUUCCUGGAGGCUCUACUCUUCACUUUAAAUCUGAAAUUUAA